CGGGAGGGGGGCGCGCAUGUGUGGUGGGCUCGGCGGCGGCUCGCUGCUCGCUGCUGUUUGAGCGCGUUUUUUCCCCUGUCGUCCGGGAGGGACAAAAUGGCGGCGGCGUGACGCCGGGUGGAGCGGCACCGGCUACCGCGGAGGGUGAGGCCCGGCCGGGGGAUGGUGAGCGGGCUCCGAGCCCGGGCAGCCUGCGACCAGACUCCGCCUCGUGCCCGCCGCAGCCUCGGCCCGCAGCGCAGCACCGCCGGGGAGACCCGUCCGCUUGGCCCCGCGACGGGGUGCCCCGUGGGGGUGUGGAAAAAUGGCAAAAAGAAUUGCAGAGAAGGAACUGACUGACAGAAACUGGGAUCAGGAGGAUGAAGCUGAGGAGGUGGGAACAUUCUCAGUAGCUAGUGAAGAAGUCCUGAAGAACAGAGCUAUUAAAAAAGCAAAGCGACGAAAUGUUGGAUCAGAGUCUGAAAGUGGAGGAGCUUUUAAAGGGUUUAAAGGCUUUAUAUUGCCUUCUGGAAAAGGAGGAGGUGGCUUCAGCGGAUUUGGUAAUGGUGCAGGAAUAAAGCCUUUAGAAGGGCUGUCUAACGGAAGCAGUAGUGUCACUAGCACUCCUUCUUUCAGCAGUUUAAAGACCAGUUGCGAAACACAAACACAAUCAGCAUUUGGAUCCACAAUGUCAAAUGGUCCCACUACUACUGUAUUUACUGAGAAAAAGGCUGAAAGCCCAAAAGCUAAUGGUGGCAAUCAACCAUCUUCAUCUGGCUAUGCUCAGAGUAAAGUUUGUAGCUCUAGCAUUUACCACAAACAGUUAGCAGGUUUAAACUGUUCCGUGCGUGACUGGAUAGUUAAGCAUGUAAACACAAACCCACUGUGUGACCUGACACCCAUCUUUAGAGACUAUGAGAAGUAUUUAGCAAAUAUUGAACAGCAACAUGGGAGCAGUAGUGAUAGUGGCUCUGAAAAUGAAGGCAACAAGACACCUAGCUCUCAGUCUGUUUCUGCAUUUGGGAAUUCAAAGCUACAGCAAGGAUCAACGUUUUUGUUUAACAACAAAACUGAGGAUACCUCGGACAAAAAACCUGAAGCUGCAUCAGAAAGAAAAGACCCAUCGUUAGGAGCUACAUCAACAGUCUCGUUUAACUUUGGCAAGAGUGUCGACAGUUCUAUUUUAGGUUCCCUUGGUUCAGGAACGCUUAGUAGUUUCUCAUUUUCUCCUGGGAAUUCAGGUUUGUUUGGAAAAGAUGUAAACCAGGCUAAGUCUGUCACUGCAGUAUCCACCAAUGUAUUGGAAGCUCAGACAGAAAGUGGCAAUAGUGAUGAUAAAGGAGGAGAAGAGGAGGAAGAAGAGCCACCAAAAGUCAUUGUUAAUGAAAUAAAAGAGGAUGAUGCUUUCUACUCAAAGAAGUGCAAACUGUUUUACAAAAAGGAUAAUGAAUUUAAAGAAAAAGGUGUAGGAACGUUACAUUUAAAACCAGCAGGAAAUGAAAAAACUCAACUCCUGGUCCGAGCAGAUACCAAUUUAGGAAACAUACUGUUGAAUGUUCUAAUUCCACCUAAGAUGCCAUGUACAAGAACCGGGAAAAACAAUGUUCUUAUAGUUUGUGUUCCUAACCCACCAAUUGAUGAGAAGAACCCAGCUGUUCCUGCCACCAUGUUAAUAAGGGUGAAAACAAGUGAGGAUGCAGAUGAGUUGCACAAAAUCUUACUGGAGAAAAAGGAGGCUUAAAUAAGUUGUAGUCAGUGAUGUGAGGAAUUAUUGCCAAACUGCUGCUGCUCUGUUUUUUCUUCCAUAAGUUCACUUGAACACUUAACUCUUUACUCUGAUAGUAAGAACUGUUUUAGGUAUUCUGGAAAAAUUCUGUGAGGAAAAGCUAAACUAGAUAAUAAAAGCUUUAAUAGAACACAAGUGUUGGACUGUGCUCCCUCAUUUUUCAGUAUGUAAAUGCAGGACCUCUUCUGGAUAAAGCACACUGAUUUAAAUUGAAGCCUGUGUUUUUAACACUGGUCAAUUUGACCAAAUGGACUGAAAUCAGAGUACAAAAAUGUGGUACCCAAGCUUCCUCACAGACUGCGGUGCAAUGCAACACCCGCCUCUCUUCAGAAGGGAGGAUGUUGAAGUGUAACUGUUGAAACUGUUUCUAGACUCCAGAUUUUUAAUUUUAACUGGUCUGUAGUAUUCUGGUGAGACUAAGUUUCCAAGCUCUGUGACAACAAUGUACCCCAACAACAACGAUGCUGUAUAUUGUACUGUGUUUUACAGACUUGUGUGCUUUUGAGACUGAGACUGCGUCUCCAGCUAUUUAAAAGAAAACUUGCUUGCAUAGUCUUGUUGACAGUAGUGUUUCUUAGAGAAGAACUGUCAGUUCUGUUCUUACUGUAGCAACAAGCUAAUGAUGUGCAAUAGUACAAACAGACAACUGGAAGAUUAUUUAUCUUGGACCAUAACCACAGCUGGCAUUCCCUGACUCGUGACAAGUUGAGGCAAAGGGUUGCACUGCCAUUUUGGUCCCUUGAGGAAUUCUUCCCUAGUCCCUUGGGCUACAGCUGAAAUCCAGCAGAGGCAGCGUUGUCAAUGGUGUACUUGUCUUGCUACUGGUACUUUUCUGAAGGUAGCUCUUCUCACAAAUGAAUUUCAGGAUUUUUAUAGAUCUUUAUAUUGCCUCUGGCCAUUACCAGGAAAUACAUGCAUAAAUGUGUGUGUCAGUCAUCAUUUUUCCCCAUGUGCUAAAACUUCAGUCCUUUAACUGCGUUACAUUAAGUAAAGCAGUAGUUCACAGGUUUAGGACAAGCUUUCUAUCACAAGUAGGGAGUACUGGCUUAAUCUACAACUUAGUUUUCAGCUAUGUUAAAAUUAACCAUGUGGCAAUAAUUUUGUGGAUCUGAACAUCGUUCUCAUCUCUGCUUCCAUCUCAACUUUAUCAGACCAUGUGUGGUUAUUUAAUCCUUUUCACAUUUUGUUUGCUGGAAACUCCUUCCUUAAGAAUUGGUUUUCUGUUUCACUUCCCACUGUGGGAACUAUGAAAGAGCUAGAUGUUUAAUGUUAAACUGCUCUCAGGUCUGUCAGACUGACCAGCUCCAGGGGGAUAGAAGAAACAUGCCAACCUGCCUCUGGUUACUGUGGCAUGGAGGGAAAAACCCCAUUCCUUAAAAAAAAUAAAAGGCAGCAUGAUUCUACAAUGCAAUUCUUGCAGAGACCCUGGGAAUCUACAAGAGUGGCAUCCUAUGGUGGACAAAAAGUAGUAGCACCAUUUGACUAAACACAGCACACCCUACCUGUUUCCCACCGCUCCCUGGGGGAAAAAUGGGGGCUGCCUUUACUCCCAAUUCACUGCACAAUUCAGGUUAUGGCCGUUCCCCUCCCCCCCUUAACUAAAAGGAGGAAAAAACCCUAGGAUCCUGACCAAAGUUCAAAAACAAAGGCCUUUACUUGCAUUUCAGCUACAUUUAGGUCACAGGAAUUGCAUUUUAACACUCAAGUGUAAAGGGAGCUCCGAUACCAUUUCAAAUAUGUGAAAUAUAAACUGGUGCCUUUUUCUUUCAUGGGGCUCAGUACUUACCCAUUAAAAGUGACAUUAAUUUCCUCAAAAUAAUGUUGUUGUUUUAAAAAAACAAGUCUUGUUGAUACCUAAAUUGGAGGCCAAAAGCUGAAGACAUGCCUGGUAGUUGUUUGUGAAUGAAAAGCAAAACAUUGCCUGAAAGUUUACUACAGGCUCAGGUUUAAUGUCCAAGGGCUCAGUUAGUUUUGCGUUUGUCUUUUGGCUGUAGUGUCUUAAAAAUGUCUCCAUGCAGAAGGGUUUAUAGACUAGAGCGCUGGAUGCUGUAGGCAGAUUUCUUAUGCAUCCCACAAAGAGCAACUGUACAGGUUGUGUCAGUGGUCUUGGGUUUGUGUUUACUGCUGACAGCUCAUAGACGUGUAACUUUCUUCAUCCACUGAAGCGUGGACCAACUAACGUAAGCAAGUGAGAGACAAACUGAACUUCCUCAGUAUCCUUAGUUUGCCUCCACAGUGAGGCAGCCUUGGUGUUUUGCAUGAACGUCUUUGGCCCAGUUCUAAAGCUGGCAAACUGAAUAACGGCUCGUGCAUCUCUCCUGUUUCCAAGGGUGGGCAUUCCAAGGGUGAGCACAGUGUAAGGAAAAAUAAGUAGAAUAAUAAUAAACUGUGUUGGAAAAAUUAAACCUUACAAUAUCCAUGGUAGCAAAUAGUAUCUUCUGUUAGCUGUGGGAAAGAUCAGAGAUGAGACAUCUGAAUUCUUUAGCACUGUAUGUAUGUAUGAGUAAAGCUAGGGGCAGGUAUAUAACUGGAAUCGCAUGUAAAAAAUGAGAAUGUCAAACAUGCAUGAACGUAUAAUAUUAAACAUUUUACACAGGGAAAGUUGCUGCUAAAAGAACAGGGAAGAAUUUUACUGCAAAUCAACAUAAUUAAUAGUAACCCUACCAUUAUCUGGAUUGCGACGCAGGAAAAGUCAGUCAUGCUUCUCACUUGGUGUUCAGUUAUAAAGCACAACCCUUCGCCAGUACUUUUACCAGAACAAAUUUUUGAUGAUGCUUCAGUUUCUAGUGAAGAAAUAUUAAACUGCAUAAAUACUGUAAAAGACCAGAGAUUAUUAAAUAGAAAUAAAGGCCUAAAAUUAAUUAAAAGCAAAAUUAGUUAGUGGAAAGCAUAAAAAUCAAUACGCUGAUGCCUUCGUAACAGUGUCACAUGCUAUACAAGGAAGGAAUUGUGAUCAGAAUUCCAACUCAGUGAGACAUUCCUGUAUCUUGGUAGACACUUAAUGUAUUUAACAGCUGGAUACAGGAUACCUGAUGUUAAAGAUGCCAGCUUCCUCCCUAAUCUGAAUCGAUGCCUUCACGGUUUGAGCUGUACAUAGGUGGUGGAGUGUCUCAUGAAUCAUGUGUUCUUCCUUCUCAUAUAAUUUUGAGGUUUCAGCUGCUUAGAAAUCUCUCCUUUCCCUCUCACCUCACCAAACCGCAAAAAUCAUGAUCUCUGCUUCCUGUAAUUCUCAGAAUCAUCUGUAAGGGAGAUUAUUACAGUUGGUUUACAUUUUAAGAUACUAAAUUGUUAUAUGCAGGGAUUCUUUUGAUAUGUACUUAAAAUUAUCUAUUUGAGAACACAACAGUGUGUUCCUAUAAUCCCUUUUGGUUGAUGGAUGUGAAAGUUUAAAUUAAACUUACAGUUCAAAUGAACAUGUUUUAGAACGUAAACCCAUUAGGAGGUGCGCUUUACUAUUAAGAACUUAGCUCAGCUCCCUUUGCAGCACUGUAACAUUUAAAAUGUCCUUAAAGACUUUCUUUCUGAUGCCUUAACUUAUUUGCAUUUGCUAAAAUUUUGUAGCUGGUGCCUGUGUGCAGAUUACCUGACAUUAAACAAUUUAAAGUGGCAUGAGCUCGUAUAAAUCCAAUGAAAAUGCUGAAUGUGACGAUCUGUUAAUUGUUAAUAGAUUUCAAACUGCUCUGAAGUUUUCAGAGGAUACUUAAGUUUGACUUAACUUGUCAUGUAACAAUGUUUUCACUAGUUGUAAUACAUUGAGGAAGUGUACAAAAAUCCAUGGAAAAUGUGAAUAAAAGAAAGAUAAGUGUCUUGUGUGGGUCGCUUUCACUUUGAGUGUAUGACACUGCGUUAAUAAAACGAAUUUUACAAUCA
Strigops habroptila (Kakapo) is the source of this 5635-nucleotide messenger RNA. RefSeq names its product nucleoporin 50 (gene NUP50). Gene Ontology annotation, cellular component: nuclear pore. The transcript is spliced from 8 exons. NCBI's taxonomy places the organism in Eukaryota, Metazoa, Chordata, Aves, Psittaciformes, Psittacidae. The record is from RefSeq and is a predicted model, not a curated record. The coding region runs from base 305 to 1720 and encodes 471 amino acids. Gene Ontology annotation, biological process: protein import into nucleus.